Molecule: messenger RNA, 942 nt
Organism: Symbiodinium pilosum
Lineage: Eukaryota; Dinophyceae; Suessiales; Symbiodiniaceae
Source: the annotation of a GenBank genome assembly
AUGAAGAGGAGGAGGCUGGUCGGCAAGCAAUCAGCCAACGGUGCUGAAAACGAAGGAGCAGUUCCAUGUUGCCUUGAGAAUGUUUGGCGCCGUUUGUCGGUCAUUGUGAGGAAUUUCCUUGAUGCUAGAGAUUGGUGUCAGUUGGAAGCUCUUUCGCCAUUCUGGCUGCGGCAUGCAGUUGGUACGGGGCCGUGGCGAGCUCUCCUCAUAGAUCGCUUUGGUUCCCAUACUUUCUUGCAAGAAGUGGCCAACAUGCCUGAUGUUCGCAGAUGGCAGAAAGUUGAGUACUUCCUCCUCGUCUCAUGGCGCAUCGUUCCGGGGAGACGUGCUGCGGGUAUCCGCCUCGGACUUGAAAACUAUAAGCUUCGAACGAAGCCUUGCAACACCGUCAUACCCCGCUACCACAUAGAGGAGUACCUCAGCCCAGGGCAGGGGUAUUUCUUCUUGGAUUUCAAGCUCAUAGGAGGACCAGUUCCACCAUUCGAAAGAGUCUCCCCCUUUUCUAUUGACCUGCCGAUUGCGCAUGAGUGCUUGGCUUUUCCGGGACCAAUAGUGGAAGAUGAGUACGAUACUAACUUCACCGGACAAUGCCUCACCCUUUUUACAGAUGGAACCUCGGUGAAAGCCGUCGGGUGUCACAUACAUGCUAUGCAGUGUGCAGUCAUGGAGAUCCCAGAACGCCCAGACAUCAAAGGCAUAUCUCCAGGAAUCACAUGCCAGCAGCUCCUAGACAAGCUUGGCUCGACUAUUGACGACGUUAUUUUUGGAUGGUGCAACCCUGGUGGUCCAACCAUCUUCUUUGAUCAGCUGCCAAGAGUCUGCUUUGAAGUGGAUGCUGAAAAUGGUGGCUUGGCAGAAGUGGACGAGUUUGCCAACUAUCAAGAUGUGGAGUGGCUGCGGCCGCGUCUCCACUUUCCUAUCGGUGCUAUAUUCACCUGGUGA